Messenger RNA from Megachile rotundata (alfalfa leafcutting bee), 1013 nucleotides. Its product is annotated as SNAP associated protein. Gene Ontology annotation, biological process: methylation. Gene Ontology annotation, molecular function: nucleic acid binding; S-adenosylmethionine-dependent methyltransferase activity; protein methyltransferase activity. Lineage: Eukaryota; Metazoa; Arthropoda; Insecta; Hymenoptera; Megachilidae. The record is from RefSeq and is a predicted model, not a curated record. Gene Ontology annotation, cellular component: eRF1 methyltransferase complex.
AUUCUAUAUGAUUUAUGAACACAUUAUGAAUACCCCGGUGGUAAAAUUGUCAAAUGAAGAGUUGGAAACAGUUUAUGAACCAUCGGAGGAUUCCUUCCUCUUGAUAGAUGCCUUAGAAGCUGAUUUAGAGGUUCUAAAAGUUAUGAAACCUGUGAUGUGUUUAGAAAUAGGUAGUGGAUCCGGUAUUGUAAUUACAGCAUUGGCAAUGGCAUUGAACAAGUUUUGUCAAUCCCACUAUCUUGCGAUCGAUGUUAACUUGAAUGCAUGUAAAGCUACCAAAAAAACUGCUAUGCUAAACUCUGUAGAUCUAGAUUCAGUACAAAUGGAUCUAUUGAGUUGCAUACGUGGUAGUCGCGUUUUUGAUAUCGUGGUGUUCAAUCCACCGUAUGUUGUAACUAGCGACGAAGAAAUUUCGACCGACAAACUAGUGUUCAGAACUUGGGCGGGUGGUUCAAACGGUAGGAAAGUUAUGGAACGAGUAUUCUCUAGCAUUCCCGAUAUUCUAUCGGACAUGGGAACAUUUUAUCUACUGGUUAUCAAAGAGAAUGAUCCAGAGUACAUUUUGCAUACCUUUAAGGAUCUAAAUAUGGAAGGAAAAAUAGUUGCAGAGAGAAAAAUUAGAGGAGAACAUUUGUACGUUUUACGGUUUAAAAAGAUACACAAUUAGGAACAUGCGUGUUCGCCAAACAUUCUUGGUAUUUCCUUUGAAACGCUUAUUUUAUAUUCGCAAUUUCUAUCAUCGUGUCCAGUCCUUGGACAACACGAAUAAUACGAAGUCUACCGCAUUUGUUUAAACAAUGAUGUAAAUAUAUAAAAGAUUAUUUGUUAUUACAUUCGAUUUUGUAUAUAUUUUACUAGUCACACUGCGAUUCCAUUUCAUAUUAUUUUAUUGUUAUUUUGUAACAUGAACUGGCCGAUGAAUGAACGUACAUGCAGUACAAUACAAAGAACGUCAAAUCAAUAACAAUUGUAUUUCAGAAAACAAAUAUAAAAUAUUUUCUUUUUAACUUGUU